Molecule: messenger RNA, 1091 nt
Organism: Nymphaea colorata (pocket water lily)
Lineage: Eukaryota; Viridiplantae; Streptophyta; Magnoliopsida; Nymphaeales; Nymphaeaceae
Exons: 3
Coding region: 332-883 (183 amino acids)
Biological process (GO): vesicle-mediated transport; protein localization to Golgi membrane; intracellular protein transport
Cellular component (GO): trans-Golgi network; cytoplasm
Molecular function (GO): GTP binding; GTPase activity
Source: RefSeq, a predicted model, not a curated record
GGCUUUUUAGGGGGGUCACCUGCUUUUCCUCUCUUCCUCCACGGUACCCCCUUCCUCCAACUCUCGGGGGUUUCUUGACCCUUUUGUGGGGAAGGGUGGUUUUCUCCUUGUCCGCCGGAAUACCGCCUUUCUCUGUAGGUAACACCGGCCGGAAGUCUACUUCUUUCCCCGGGAUACUGCCGCCACCCUUUUGAAAACUCGUCUCCAUCGCCUGAUCUGCUCUCUGUUUUUCUUUCUCGUCUUUCGGAGGUGUCUCGCGAUUCCGUGCGUCUCCGGCAGCGUGCGCGUCUACCUUCCGCGUUGAAGGAUCUAAAGCUUCAUCUGGUGCAAAAUGGGAGCAUUGGUCUCAAGAUUGUGGUUUAUGUUGUUUCCGGCAAAGGAAUAUAAAAUUGUUGUUGUCGGCCUGGACAAUGCAGGAAAAACUACUACACUUUAUAAGUUACACCUUGGAGAGGUCGUAGUCACCCAUCCAACUGUUGGAAGCAAUGUAGAAGAGAUUGUUUACAAGAACAUUAGGUUUGAGGUCUGGGAUUUGGGAGGGCAAGAUCGACUAAGAACAUCAUGGGCGACCUACUACCGUGGAACUCACGCGGUCAUUGUCGUGAUCGACAGCACGGAUCGUACAAGGAUUUCAAUAAUGAAAGAGGAGCUCCUGAGGCUGUUGCAACAUGAUGAUCUCGAGCAUGCUGUGGUGCUUGUCUUUGCUAAUAAGCAAGAUCUAAAGGAUGCAAUGACACCAGCUGAAAUAACAGAUGCUCUCUCGCUUCAUUCCAUAAAGAAUCAUGACUGGCACAUACAAGCGAGCUGCGCCCUGACCGGUGAAGGCCUGUACGAUGGGAUGGGAUGGAUAGCUCAGCGAGUUUCCGGGAAAGCAACUUCCUGAGCCUGCACGCCUAAUUGUUUUCUGCCUCCAGGUGAUUAAUUUGCUUCAAGCAGGAGAUGUGCUUCACUUUGUAUAAACACUUGGUGUCAUGGUGUGAGAAAAUGCUUUUUGAUAAGUUGUACUUAGAAGACCAAUCUUCAGUAACAUUUUCAAUUUGGAAUGCGUUACAAGAGGACCUGUAUGAUGGAAUUCCUUGCAAUUGCCACAA